Anisakis simplex (herring worm) is the source of this 252-nucleotide messenger RNA. The record is from the annotation of a GenBank genome assembly. Lineage: Eukaryota; Metazoa; Nematoda; Chromadorea; Rhabditida; Anisakidae.
AUGACAACAAUGUUCAAGCGUGCGAGUUUCAUUGAAUGGGAUCGUUCGGAUCAAGUUCCAAAAGCAAUUCAAGAUCUUUAUCCUCUAGCAAAAGACACGAAGAUAAUGCUCGGUGUUGUAUGGCCUGAUAAGCAUGUCGCUUUCCCCGACUUCUCAGACAAUAGAACGAUUCAGUGGUGGAAGAAUGAAAUCAAGCGCUUCCAUGAUCAGGUUCGAUUGGUCACAUCUUCAGUUGAUUGUAUUCAAAUAUGA